Musa acuminata subsp. malaccensis (wild Malaysian banana) is the source of this 1598-nucleotide messenger RNA. The record is from RefSeq and is a predicted model, not a curated record. Lineage: Eukaryota; Viridiplantae; Streptophyta; Magnoliopsida; Zingiberales; Musaceae.
GGUGGAUCCGUGAGAUCAACUAACGUCAAAGCAUGAUACAGUCAGAAGCAUGGAUGAGAGACCGAGGCGAAGAACUCAGGGAAGAAGUAAGGAGAAUGUUCCAGGACAAUAACGAUGCGACACAAACCAUGCAUUUGAUCGAUACGAUUCAGCUUCUUGGACUCGAUUACCACUUCGAGGAGGAACUAACCGAAGCUUUGAAACGAGUCUACGAUGCUGAUAGCGCCAACGAUGGACUGUACGAGGUUUCACUCAGAUUCCGACUGCUUAGGGAGAAAGGAUACAGCGUGACCUCCGAUGUCUUCGACAAGUUCAAGGAUGAGGGAGGGAGCUUCUCAACAACCUUGACUGAGGAUGUAAAAGGGCUGCUAAGCUUAUACAACGCGGCUUACCUUGGAACUCACGGAGAGACCAUACUUGAUGAAGCUAUUUCUUUCACACGGAUUCACCUUACGUCCAUGGUUCAUGAUCUCAACCCACCUAUGGCAACGCUAGUGUCUCUUGCCCUCGAGACCCCUCUUCGCAGAAGCAUAAAAAGGCUUUUCGCAAGGCAUUACAUCUCCAUCUACCAGGAGGAGCCAACACGAAACGAUAAGAUCCUAGAGCUCGCAAAGCUGGACUUCCAUAUACUGCAAUCUCUUCAUCGUCGAGAGCUCAAGGACGUCUGCAUGUGGUGGAAGGAUUUAGCCCUAACCAAAACCCUAAGUUUUGCUCGAGAUCGAGUGGUAGAAGCAUACUACUGGAUACUGGGUGUAUACUACGAACCCCUGUUUUCACGUGCACGGGUAAUGACUACCAAGAUAGUGCUCAUUACCUCCAUCUUGGAUGAUAUCUAUGAUGACUAUAGCACAUUAGAGGAGAGCCAACUACUCACUGAUGCCAUCCAAAGGUGGGACUUUGAGGCUGUUGAUCAGCUCCCGGAGUACUUAAAGGACUUCUUUCUCAAGCUUCUAUUCGCUGUUCGAGAAUUCGAAACUGAGCUUGCAGCGGAGGAGAAGUUUAGGAUAUUUUACCUCAAGGAAGCAUUGAAGUCUCAAGCUAGAGCUUAUUUUGAGGAAUCCAGAUGGAGGGAUGAGAAAUAUGUGCCCACAUUAGAAGAACACCUGGAGGUUUCCAAGAUGAGCUCCGCGUAUCCCUUGUUUGCUUCUGCCAUUUUGGUUGGCAUGGGGGAAGUCGCAACCAAGGAAGCAUUUGAAUGGGUUGCUAGUUUUCCCAAGAUCGUCGACGCUUCUGCUGCAAUCGGUCGAAUCAUGAAUGACAUCACUUCGUAUGAGAGAGAAGGGAAGAGAGAACAUGUUGUCUCCACAGUACACUGCUGCAUGAAAGAGUAUGGAACAUCCAUAGACGAUGCAUGCAAGAAGCUCCAAGAAAUGGUGGAAGACGCAUGGAAGGAUAUAAACCAAGAGUGCCUCAAUCCGACCACAUUCCUCGCCCCGCUACUCCAAACGUCACUCUAUUUUACACGAAUCUUAGAGAACGUGUACAAGUACAUCGAUGCAUACACCGAAUCUAACACUACAAUGAGAGAGUGCAUCUCCUUGUUGCUUGUUCAACCUGUUCCUAUAUGAUCGUGUCAUCCAUAGUAUGAAGCAUUUUCC